AUGGAUAAAGUGACAGAUAUCAGAUGUAGCAAUGUGUCAGUAGAUAAUUGUCCAAAACGACCUCGUCCCAAUCCAGGAUAUCCCAGGAAUCCAUCCUUGCCUACUAAAGAAACUCAAGACCACGGCAUCUUAUCCUAUUUUCCAGUGCAGGCUGCGGUGAUUCCCGCCCUCCUGGAGAGUGCAUCCCAUGGAUUCCUGGUGGAGAAAGGUGGCUACCAGCCCAGUGACAUCUGUGUGUCUGCCCCAACAGGCAGUGGGAAAACACUGUCCUUUGUCAUCCCUGUGAUCCAGGUCCUGUUGGAGCGUGUAGUGUGUCACCUACGGGCCCUGGUAGUGCUGCCGACAAAGGAGCUGGCCCAGCAGGUGAGCAAAGUAUUCAAUGUUUAUGCUGAUGGCACGGGUCUGCGCAUUGCCCAGAUCACGGGGCAGAAAUCUCUGGCAAAGGAGCAGGAGAUCCUCGUCCAGAAGACGGACUCUGGGUACUACAGCCUAACAGACAUCGUCGUGGCCACCCCCGGCCGGCUGGUGGAUCACAGAGACCAGACGCCAGGGUUCAGCCUCAGGCAAUUGCGCUUUCUGAUCAUCGAUAAAGCCGACCGAAUGAUUGACAGCAUGCACCAGUCCUGGCUGCCACGGGUGGCAGUUUUCCAUGGCGACGAUGCCCCGGGCUCCAGCCCACUCUUCCGGAGGGUGGAACCCGGAGCUAUAACUGCUGCCAGCACGAGCCAGCCUCAGAUGCCGCUCCAGAAACUGCUGUUCUCGGCCACACUGACGAGGAACCCUGAAAAACUGCAGGAGUUGGGCCUCGACCAGCCCCGGCUCUUCUCCACUGGCCUGGAGAGCCAAGAAUCCACGGCUCAGCCAGGGAUCCAGCAGGACAUGGAGGGGAAGUUCGCCUUCCCUGCAGGGCUCUCGCCUUUCUACGCGCCCUGCAGCCUCAACUCCAAGCCCCUGGUCAUCCUGCACUUGAUGCGGACUUUGAAGUGCUCCCAGGUUCUGUGCUUCACCAACUCCCGGGAGCACUCACACAGGCUGUUCCUGCUGGUCAAGGCCUUUGGAGGGAUCCCCGUAGCCCACUUCUCCUCCAGGUUCGGGCCUGGCCAGAGGAAGAUGAUCCUGAAGCAGUUUGAGCAGCGCCAGAUUCAGCUCCUGAUCAGCACAGACGCCACUGCUCGAGGCAUUGCCGUGAAAGGAGCGAAACUGGUCCUCAACUACGAUGCCCCGCAGUACAGCAGGACCUACGUGCACCCGGUGGGCCGAACAGCCAGAGCUGGGCACACGGGGCUGGCAUUCACUCUGUUCCUGAAAGGACAGGAGCAGAAAUUCCUUCAGAUGUUGAGAGAAGCGAGAGCCCCGGAGCUGGGGAAGCAUCUAGUUCGGAGUGAGCACCUGAAGUCCCUCGUGCCUCAGUAUGAGGAAGCGCUCUCUGAGCUCCAGAAAACCAUCCGGAAUGAAUGGAAGCAGAAGAAGGCCUGAGUCUGGCAGGGAUGGACGGUGUGCGCUGGGCGAAGCCCAAGGAGGCAUUGUGGGAACAGGGUCCAGAGCUGCUGAUCCACUGGCUUCGGGGACUGGCGUGUGCCUGCUGCCACAUAGGUGUGAUCUGGGGACUUGAUCACUGAGCAGAACUUGCCCAGUAAUGGCUAGGCCAGCAAUCAUCGCAGGAAUGGGGGUAGAAGAUUUCAUUUUUUAAAGAAAACAGAGGCUUUAUACUUAUUCUGACAGAAACAAUAUUGUUCCCUAGGGAAGUAAGAAAAAGGGGUACAUCCAGGCUGGUUCUGGAUGAAGAUAGAGGAGGGGACAUUCUCCUGCUCUAGAAAAUACCUCAGAAUCCCAAGGAGACUCAGUAUCUUCUUCUUUGUCCAACCCUAAUGUUGAUAUGAUGGUAAUAAAAUAUAAGGACAGAAAUAAGUGGAAAAAUAUGCUACUCAGAAUAUGAAAAUGGUUCAAAUAUGUCUACUUAGAAUUCCUUCAGGAAAAAAUAAAUGAAUAUAACAUUUGCAGAAGUUAGGGGCUCAAGGGUAAUUUUAUGUGAGAAUACAGAAUAUUUUAUUUCAAAAAUAACCUUAACAUUUGAAAGUUUAUAAUGGCGUUUUUUCAAAGAAUAUUUUGCAGCAUAUUCUACAACUUGAGGUAUGGUGGAUAGAGGGCCAGUUUGAACUUAGGCAGCCCUGGGUUCCAUUUCCAUUGCUGAUGUUUUGCUUGUGUUAUCAUGGGCAAAAUGCUGAACUUCUGAACCCCUGGCUACUCUGGAAGACUCUAUGUCAUAAAAGAGUAGUCAAUGUGCAUCACUAGAAAUUUAUUUCUUGAGGAUGUCCUAAAUUGAUGAAAUCAGGAGCUCUGUCAAUACAAUAACUCACUUUUUCUUACAGCACCUUUGUCUGAUGUCUCAGCAGCUUCUAGCCCUUUGGGAAUAUUUGCAUUUUCUGAAGUUUUUUAUAUCCUAGUACUGUAAUCGGGGAAAAUAACAAUGUGCUUUUUUUCUGCAUCUGGGUCCGAUAUAUAUGUCUGAUGUCCCAGGAGCUUGUAGCUAAUUGGGAAUAUUUGGAGUUUCAGAAGCUUUUUGUAUCCUAGUACUAUAAUCAGGGAAAAUGACAAUGUGCUUUUUUUCUGCAUCUGGGUCCGAUAUAUAUGUCUGAUGUCCCAGGAGCUUGUAGCUAAUUGGGAAUAUUUGGAGUUUCAGAAGUUUUUUAUAUCCUAGUACUGUAAUCGGGGAAAAUAACAAUGUGCUUUUUUUCUGCAUCUGGGUCCGAUAUAUAUGUCUGAUGUCCCAGGAGCUUGUAGCUAAUUGGGAAUAUUUGGAGUUUCAGAAGUUUUUUAUAUCCUAGUACUGUAAUCGGGGAAAAUCACAAUGUGCUUUUUUUCUGCAUCUG
Molecule: messenger RNA, 2870 nt
Organism: Antechinus flavipes (yellow-footed antechinus)
Lineage: Eukaryota; Metazoa; Chordata; Mammalia; Dasyuromorphia; Dasyuridae
Product: ATP-dependent RNA helicase DDX51-like
Exons: 2
Coding region: 1-1476 (491 amino acids)
Cellular component (GO): nucleus
Molecular function (GO): nucleic acid binding; ATP binding
Source: RefSeq, a predicted model, not a curated record